AUGGAGUCACAUCGUAAUGUGAACCGUAUACAAUUCGGAAUUUUAUCUCCAGAUGAAAUUCGACGAAUGUCGGUAACAGAUCCACCGAUUGAAUAUGUAGAUUUAUUGCAAGAAGGAAAAGCAAAAACUCAAGGUCUUAUGGAUCCACGACAGGGUCCACUUGAUCAAAAUUCAAAAUGUCAUACUUGCGCUGGUUCUUAUGUUGAAUGUCCGGGACAUUUUGGUCACAUUGAAUUGAUCAAGCCCGUAUAUAAUAUUGUUUUUUUAUUGAAAAUAUUGAAAAUUUUACGAUGUGUUUGUUUUCAUUGUUCGAAACUAUUGGUCGAUCCAAAUGAUUCAAAAAUAAUUGAUAUUAUUAAAAAAACAAAAGGACAAUAUCGUCGACGUCUUGCUUAUGUUUUUGAUGCAUGUAAAAGACAAAAGAUUUGUCAAGGAACUAAGAAUGAAAACCACGUAACAAUUAAAACUUCAGAUGGUUGUGGAAGAAAACAACCAAUUUAUCGUCGAUCGGGUUUAGAAUUGACAAUUGAAUGGAAACAAACAUUAAAUGAAAAUAAAGGAACGAGAUCAAAAUUAUCAGCUGCACGUGUACUGGAAAUAUUUCAAAAAAUUUCUGAUCCAAUUUGUGAAAUCCUCGGCAUGAAUCCUCAACAAACACGACCUGAUUGGAUGAUUCUAACUGUUUUGCCAGUUCCUCCUAUGUGUGUUCAUCCAUCAAUAUCAUCAUUUGAUGAUGUAACUCAUUGUCAUGAUGAUUUGACAUACAACUUAGCAAAUAUAAUUAAAGCAAAUAAUAUUUUACGUGAACAUGAACAACAUGGUGAAGCUUCACAUAUCAUUGAAGAAGAUUUGCAACAUCUUCAAUAUCAUUGUGCAACUUUAAUUGAUAAUAAUAAGCCUGGAAUACCAAAAUCUUGUCAGAAAAGUGGAACACCAUUAAAAUCUAUAAAAGAACGAUUAGAAGGUUCAUCACUUUUAUUUUAUUAUCUCUCUCUAUAUAUGGGGUUGAGCAGCAAAGAAGGUCGAAUUCGAGGAGAUCUAAUGGCUAAACAAGUUGAUUUUAGUGCGAGGACAGUAAUAACACCAGAUUCAAAUUUAUCAAUUGAUCAAGUUGGCGUACCACGCACAAUAGCACGAAAUUUAACUAUACCUGAAAUUGUAACACCAUUUAAUAUAAAAUGGUUACAAGAAUUAAUUUGUCAUGAUGCUGCUAAAAAUAUAAUAUUAGAUACAGGUGAGAUAAUUGAUCUUCAUCUUCAUCCAAAACCAUCUGAUUUGCAUUUACAAUCGGGUUAUAUUGUUGAAAGAUUUAUGAUGGAUAAUGAUUUAGUUGUACUUAAUCGUCAACCAACAUUACAUAAAAUGUCAAUGAUGGCACAUCGUGUUAAAAUUCUUCCAUGGUCAACAUUUCGUUUAAAUUUAUCUGUAACAACACCAUAUAAUGCUAGUUUUGAUGGUGAUGAGAUGAAUUUACAUUUACCACAAUCAAUUGAAGCUAAAGCUGAAUUAUCUGAAUUAAUGAUGGUACCACGUUUAAUAAUAACACCACAAUCACAUCGACCUGUUAUGAGUAUUGUACAAGAUACAUUAACAGCUGUUUGGAAAAUGACUAAACGUGAUGUAUUUAUUGAAAAAAGUGAUUUUAUGAAUUUAUUAAUGCACUUAUCAUCAUGGAAUGGACAUAUACCACAAGCAACUAUUUUAAAACCAAAACCAUUAUGGACUGGUAAACAAUUAUUUUCAUUAAUUCUUCCACGUGAAAUUAAUUGUAUACGUACAAAUAGUCAACAUUCAUAUGAUGAAGAUAGUGGACCAUAUAAAUGGAUAUCACCUAGUGAUACAAAAGUUUUAAUUGAAAAUGGACGUUUAUUAUCAGGACAUAUUGUUUUUAUGGAAUGUUGUUAUCAAAUAGCUGGACAAUUAUAUUAUCAUAUACAACUUGUUGUUAACAAUUGGUUAAUGUUAGAAGGACAUUCAGUUGGUAUAGCUGAUACAAUAGUUGAUCAACAAACAUAUGAAACAAUUCAAACAACAAUUAAAAAAGCAAAAAAUGAAGUUAAUAAAGUUAUUGAACUAGCACAUCGUAAGUCAUUAGAACGAACACCUGGAAAUUCUUUAAGACAAACAUUUGAAAAUAUAGUUAAUAGUCUUUUAAAUCGUGCUCGAGAUAGUACUGGUUCAUUAGCACAAAGAUCUUUAUCUGAUUUUAAUCAAUUUAAAGCUAUGGUUGUUAGUGGUGCUAAAGGUUCAUCUAUAAAUAUUGCACAAGUUAUUGCUUGUGUUGGACAACAAAGUGUUGAAGAAAAACGUAUUUCAUUUGGUUUUGAACAUCGUACAUUGCCACAUUUUACUAAAGAUGAUUAUAGACCUGAAGCUAAAGGUUUUGUUGAAAAUUCAUAUUUACAAGGUUUAACACCAGUUGAAUUUUAUUUUCAUGCUAUGGGUGGACGAGAAGCUAUGGAAUCUAUUAUGGUUAAAUAUGAUGGUACUGUUAGAAAUGAAAUUGAACAAAUAAUUCAAUUUACAUAUGGUGAAGAUGGUCUUGCCGGUGAAAAUAUUGAAUUUCAAUCAAUUAUAUCAUUAAAUCCAUCAAAUAAAUUAUUUGAACGUUUAUGUAAAUUUGAUUUAUUAGCUGAAGAAAAACAUUUAAGAAAAUUUUUAACUGAUGAUGUUAUUAAAGAUUUAUAUACAGAUGAAUCAUUACAAUUAUUAGAUGAUGAAUGGAAACAAUUAAAUGAAGAUCGACAUAAUUUAAGACAAUUAUUUCCAACCGGUAAUACAUCAAAAAUUGUUUUACCUUGUAAUUUAGAAAGAUUAAUUUAUAAUGCAAAAAAAAAAUUUUCUAUUUCAAAUCGAACACAAUCAAAUUUAUCACCUAGUCAAGUUAUUCAAGGUUUACAAAAAUUAACACAACAUCUUAUUGUUGUUAAAGGUGAUGAUCGUUUAUCACGUGAAGCCCAAUAUAAUGCAACAAUGUUAAUGAAUAUCUUAUUACGUUCAUCAUUAUCAUCUCGUCAAGUUCUUGAAUUUCAUCGUUUAACAAAUGAAGCAUUUAAUUGGCUUUGUAGUGAAAUUGAAACACGUUUUCAACAAGCACAAGUUCAAGCUGGUGAAAUGGUUGGCGCUUUAGCUGCACAACCAAUUGGAGAAUCAACUACACAAAUGACAUUAAAUUCAUUUUAUUAUAGUGGUGUUUCAGCUAAAAAUGUUACAUUAGGUAUUCCACGUCUUAAAGAAAUAAUCAAUGUUUCAAAAGAACCUAAAACACCAUCAUUAACUAUUUAUUUAACUGGACAAGCAACAAAUGAUGUUGAAAAAUGUAAAGAAGUAUUAUAUCGUCUUGAACAUUGUAAUUUAAGGAAAACAACUGUUAAUACAGCCAUUUAUUAUGAUCCUGAUCCACAAGAAACAAUUAUUUCAGAAGAUCAAGAAUGGGUUAAUGCAUAUUAUGAAAUGCCUGAUCAAGAUAUAGGAAAUCUUUCACAAUGGUUAUUAAGAAUUGAAUUAGAUAGAAAACGUAUAACUGAUAGAACAUUAACUAUGGAAAAAAUAUCUGAAAAAAUUUCACAAGCUUUUGGUGAUUGUCUUAAUGUUAUAUAUAAUGAUGAUAAUGCUGAAAAACUUGUUUUAAGAAUACGUAUCAUUAAUCAAGUUAAAUCAUCGACACAAUACGAUCAAAAAAAUAUAACUCGUAUGGAUGAUAAUACUUUUCUUCGAUAUUUAGAACCUUCAAUUCUUACUGAUUUAACUUUACAAGGCAUUGAAGGUAUAUCAAAAGUUUAUAUAGCUCGUCCAAUAUUUGAUGAUUCACAACAAAGAAUUCAAAUUAAUGAUAAUGGAGAAAUUCAUAAAAUUUUUGAAUGGAUGUUAGUAACUGAUGGAACAGCUUUUAAAAAAGUUUUAUCAACUAAAGAUGUUGAUUCGCGUCGAACAUAUACAAAUGAUAUUGUAGAAAUAUUUGAUAUUCUUGGAAUUGAAGCUGCUAGAAAAUCAAUUGAACAUGAAAUAAAUUAUGUUAUUUCAUUUGAUGGAUCUUAUGUUAAUUAUAGACAUUUAGCUGUAUUAUGUGAUAUUAUGACGACUAAAGGACAUUUAAUGCCUAUUAAAAGACAUGGAGUUAAUAGACUCAGUGUUGGACCUAUUAUAAGAUGUUCAUUUGAGGAAACUGUUGAUGCUUUAAUAGAAGCUGCUACUCAUUCAGAAUAUGAUUUAUUAAAAGGUGUUUUAGAAAAUAUUUCACUUGGAAAAUUAGCUAAAAUUGGUACUGGAUCAUUUGAUUUAUUAUUAGAUGUUGCAAAAUAUUCAUCAACUGUGAAAUUACGAACGAAUAAUGACGAUGAGGCUUCUGUAGAAUACUUAAUCUAUCCUACGAAUUGCAUUGGUCAUCAAUAA
Messenger RNA from Rotaria sp. Silwood2, 4392 nucleotides. The record is from the annotation of a GenBank genome assembly. Lineage: Eukaryota; Metazoa; Rotifera; Eurotatoria; Philodinida; Philodinidae.